Molecule: messenger RNA, 369 nt
Organism: Anthostomella pinea
Lineage: Eukaryota; Fungi; Ascomycota; Sordariomycetes; Xylariales; Xylariaceae
Source: the annotation of a GenBank genome assembly
AUGGAGCGCCGAAACUACUCCAAAGCAGUGCAUCUUCCUGAUGAAAUACCUGGAGCGUCGUUGAGUCUCAGUAUCUUCGAGCGUGUCGCAGUAUCCUACCUUCACCGUCCUCAAGAUGUACUAGCUCUCAUGAAAACUUGCCGUAAGCUUAAUGGGGCCCUGGCAAAUGAAUUGUACAACACAGAUGUUUUGCUGGAACAACCUUUACAGGGGAUUGAUGAACCAUAUUUGGUCAACUCGGAUGUUGCCGAUGUAGAGAACAUAUUGGAAGAAGAUGACGAGAUCGACAAGCCUGUGGACAAGGGGUGGAACUAUACUGAAACAACUGCAGACGACGACGAUGACAGCGAUGAAGGAAUGCAGGACUGA